ACCAAAACUUCAUUCUUCGCGGAGAAUGUAAACCAAUUAAUUAAAAUGACUUAAUAAUUAAUUUAUAAAUUGCAAUUAUUUUUAAUAACAAAUGACAAAAGUAUAAUUAACAAUUAAUUGGUAAUUUCUUGAUUACCCACAGUAAAAAGUUUGAACAAUGAACAAUUAGACAACAAUUAAAAGGUUAUGGUUUUAAAAAAAAUUGAAUGCUGAUAAUUUUUUUAAAGAAUUUUUUGGUUUGAUUUUAAUAAAUAAAUUUUUAAUUUAAAAAAUGCAUCCGCGAGAUGUAAUUGAACUGAGUGAUAAUGAAUCCGAGUUUAGUGGCAGUAUCGCUUUGUUCCAGAUCGCAGAUGACCCAUCAGACUCCUCAGUUUUUGGUGACGCAGAACGCGAUGAUACUUUUGCUGUGCCAAGACGCGUGUCGUCAAAAGCAAAAUCAUCAAGAAAGAGAAAUAAUUUUAUGAAAAAUGUCAGUAGAAAUCCUAGUGUCCAUGUAAAAGUUCCAACGCAAGUUAAUGGCGUAGCAUCGAAUGCAAGUCAUGUUCCAAACAACAUUAACUCCCGAAAUCCAUUGAAAAAUAUUAAAAUUCUCUUAGACAAGAUUAGUAUUUCUAAACAAGAGGAAAAUUCUUUUUCCAAGGACCCCAAUACGUACGAUAAAUUUAGCAGUUCAUCAAAGCCUCCGGAUAAAUAUCUUCCUUACGUUUUACUUGAAAGAGUUUCAGUUCCUGAUAAAAACUUCAAGUCUUCUCAAGAGCAACCCGAUGACCAACAGUCUAAAGAUGAUGAUAAAAAUAUCAAUACUUCACAUCAAGAUCCUCAACUCAGAAAUCUUCCUUUUGUUUUGCUUGAAAGAAUCAGCGCGCCUGUAAAAAGAGUAAACACCAGAGCUGAUAAUAUUGUCCUUCGUAAAAUUGCUAGAAAAUCGUCAAAUCCAACAAUUAACUCUAGACGACAUGAACUGUCUGCGAGUAUUCCUGACAAAGAGCACAAAUGUGAUCACUGCGAUUACGCGACUGACUUCGAAUGGUAUUUUAGGCGACAUAUGAAGUCACAUUCUGGUGGACCUCUUUUAAAAUGUACAGAUUGUGACUUUGAAACUUUAUAUUCUGAGAAUCUCAAAACACAUAAACGUCGUCUUCAUGCUAGAAAAUCUCUCCCAGUUGGAAAUAUUAAAAAAACACACAAAUGCGAUCACUGUAAUUACGGAACUAAUGUCGCAACAAAUUUUGACCGACAUAUGAAGAAACAUUUUGGUGGACCUCUUUUAAAAUGUACAUAUUGUGACUUUGAAACUUUAUAUUCUGACAAUCUCAAAAGACAUGAACGUCGUCUUCAUGCUAGAAAAUCUCUCCCAGUUGGAAAUAUUAAAAAUAAACACAAAUGCGAUCACUGUAAUUACGGAACUAAUAUCACAGCAAAUUUUCACCGACAUAUGAAGACUCAUGUCGGUGGACCUCUUUUAAAAUGUACAGAUUGCGACUUUGAAACUGUACAUUCUGAUAGUCUCAAAAGACAUGAACGUCUUCAUGCUAGAAAAUCUCUCCCAGUUGGAAAUCUUCAUGGAGAACCUGAAAGUGUCGUUGGAAAAAAGCACAAAUGCGAUCACUGUAAUUUCGGAACUAACAUAGCCGCAAGUUUGAGCCGACAUAUGAAGACUCAUUUCGGUGGACCUCUUUUCAAAUGUACAGAUUGCAACUUUGAAACCCUACGUUCUGAUAAUCUCGAGAAACAUAAACUUCGUCACGUUUGCGAACCUUUUACUUGUCCGUAUUGCCCAUUCACAGCUUUUGAAAUACGUGCUCUAAAUGUUCAUAUUCGUUCUCAUCCCGUAGCAAAUCAACUUGAGUGUAAUAUUUGUCAUUUGAAAUUCGCUAGGCUGAAUAACUUGACGAUUCACAGGCUACGUUAUCACACGUCUUGUGUGACCACUGUCUCGAAACUCACCUGCUCAUUUUGCCAAAAAGUAUUUGCAGAUAAAUAUUCUUUGAUGAUCCACAAAAAAACUUAUAAAAGUGGUAAUGAUUACAAAUGUAAAAAGUGUUCGUACACAACACGGGAGUCGAGAUUGUUCAAAAAUCAUUUAACUAAACAUUUAAAUAAAUAAUUAAAAAAAUAAUGGAUUUAAAAAGCUAAAAUACAGAAUUUCUGUCAGCUAAAUUUUAGAUAACGAGUGUGACUGUAGCAGACAUCAGACAAAUUUAAAAUUAUAAAUAAAUAGAGUAAAUAAUGAUAAAAAAAAUAUUUUUAAAAAAUGCACUUAUUAAUUUUUUAAUUUUUGAAAUGCGCACUUUUUAAAAAUU
This is a messenger RNA of Microplitis mediator, 2303 nucleotides long. RefSeq names its product zinc finger protein 578-like. Gene Ontology annotation, molecular function: RNA polymerase II transcription regulatory region sequence-specific DNA binding; DNA-binding transcription factor activity, RNA polymerase II-specific. The record is from RefSeq and is a predicted model, not a curated record. The transcript is spliced from 3 exons. The coding region runs from base 272 to 2107 and encodes 611 amino acids. Gene Ontology annotation, cellular component: nucleus. NCBI's taxonomy places the organism in Eukaryota, Metazoa, Arthropoda, Insecta, Hymenoptera, Braconidae. Gene Ontology annotation, biological process: regulation of transcription by RNA polymerase II.